AAGUUGAUGUGCACAGCGACAACGCUGGCUUUGGUCCUUCUAUUGGCCACCUGCUACGCCAACGCUGAGGGCGAGAAGAGCUCCGCUGCCGACGAGAAGAAGGCUGAGCCCGAGGCCAAGCCGGCCGAGGCUGCUGCCAGCGAAGACACUACAAAGUCCAAGCGCGGCCUGCAUCACUACGAGGAUUACCAUCACCAUCACCAUCAUGUGCCACACUUCCCCAUCCACGAGGAGAAGACACUGACGGUGAUCAAGAAGGUGCCGGUGCCCGUGCCCAUUGAAAAGAUCGUGCAUGUCCCCGUGGAGAAGCACAUCCACGUGCCCGUUAAGGUCAAGGUUCCAAAGCCCUAUCCAGUGAUCAAGCACAUUCCCUACGAAGUCAAGGAGAUCGUGAAGGUACCUUAUGAAGUCGCAGCGCCAUAUCCAGUUGAGAAAAAGGUUCCUUACGCCGUCCAUGUGCCGUACGAUCGCCCAGUCCCAGUAAAGGUUCACGUGCCAGCCCCUUACCCAGUCGAGAAGAAGGUUCACGUGCCGGUUAAGGUCCACGUCCCAGCACCGUAUCCUGUUGAGAAGAUUGUGCACUAUAAUGUGGAGAAGCACGUGCACGUCGACAAACCCUAUCCUGUCGAGAAGGUUGUCCACUACCCCGUGAAGGUGCCAGUUGACAAGCCCGUGCCCCACUAUAUUGACAAGCCAGUCCCCCACUACGUGGACAAGCCAGUGGCCGUGCCAGUUAUCAAGAAGGUGCCAGUUCCUGUCCAUGUCCCCUAUGAUCGUCCGGUGCCAGUGCAUGUCGAGAAGCCUGUGCCCUAUGAGGUCAAGGUUCAUGUCCCCGCCCCCUACCCAGUGAUCAAGGAGGUGCCAGUCAAGCAUGAGAAACACGUUCCGUACCCGGUGAAAAUUCCCGUGGAGAAGCCCGUCCAUGUCCAUAUCGAGAAGCACGUGCCCGAGUACCAUGAGAAGCACAUUAGCUACAAGGAGCCCGAGUUCAUCCACAAGCACAUCGAGGAGGACCACCACCACGCCCCCAUCUAUCACCAUUCAUCGCACUCACAUCCCAUCGAGGAACAUGAGCCCGAGCAUUGAAAAGCGCAAGCGCACCGGUAAUGAAUGGAAUAGCAGUCGUAAUUAUCCAAACUUCCGAACUUCGAACCGACAUUCCAAGUCCCUUUCCAAAAGAUACGAAACACUACCAUACCAUCCACUCCAUUCCAUAUCAUUCCCGUUCCACUCCAUUCCCCUGAUCAACUGAUUAAUACUUGCUAUGCAGAACGUGAUAAACGAUGAUUGAGAUUCAGAGAAAAUUAGACGAGAAACAGACGAACUUAGUUUUACAGACCGAACUCUCUUCUAGCUCUAAGCCAUAAACUUAAACAUAAACAUACAA
Messenger RNA from Drosophila persimilis, 1387 nucleotides. It is a transcript of the gene Vajk1, whose product is annotated as proline-rich protein 4. The transcript has 4 exons. The record is from RefSeq and is a predicted model, not a curated record. Bases 7 to 1086 code for a protein of 359 amino acids. NCBI's taxonomy places the organism in Eukaryota, Metazoa, Arthropoda, Insecta, Diptera, Drosophilidae.